CGAAUAUCAGCCUAUUGAUAAAUGUCGUCAUCGACCCGUUGAGGAGAGAAAAAAGGCCCGUGGAUCCUUCUCUCCGGUCGUACCUUCGACAACAUUCCUCCGUCGGUGACAUCAUGACAUCAGCUCUCGGGUGCACGCUCCUGCUGUGGGAGGUCUGGGGUUGAUGAGCAUGGAGGGUAACCUUGCCGUGUUCUGAGUUUCCAAGACACAAAGUGGCCACACAGCAUCCAUGCUGAACCAGAAGACAGCUUAACGCACCGACCGAGCCUUUCCAGAACCCUCCGACAAUGGUUCCUCGGGGAGAGAACGCAAGCUCCGCCUCCGACAGCUGCCCCAACUGCAGCUCCGCCUCCGUCUUCUCCGAGAUCCAUGUUGCCAAGGCGAUCACCCUGGGGCUGGUGCUGGGGGUGUUUGUGGUGUUCGGCGUCCUGGGUAACAUCCUAGUCAUCCUGUCGGUGGUGUGUCACAGCCACCUGCGCUCAGUCACGCACUACUUCAUCGCUAACCUGGCGGCCGCCGACCUCCUCCUCAGCUCCGCGGUGCUGCCCUUCUCCGCCGCGUCGGAGGCGCUGGGCCGCUGGGUGUUCGGCCGGCCCUUCUGCGGCGUCUGGGCUGCCCUGGACGUGCUCUGCUGCACCGCCUCCAUCCUCAGCCUGUGCGUCAUCUCCGUGGACCGCUGCCUGGCCGUCAGCUACCCGCUGCACUACCGCUCCAUGUCCACCAGGGGGCGAGGCCUGGCCGCCGUGGCGGCCCUGUGGGGGCUGUCCGCCGCCAUAUCCGUGGGGCCGCUCUUCGGAUGGAAGGAACCGGAUCCCGAGGAUGAGACGGUGUGUCGGAUCACGGAGGAACCCGGCUACGCCCUGUUCUCCGCCCUGGGCUCCUUCUACAUCCCGCUGGCCGUCAUCCUGGUCAUGUACUGCCGGGUGUACGUGGUGGCCCGGCGGCAGACCCGGGCGCUGAGGGAGGGCGGGAAGAAGGAGGGGAUGCAGGCGGAGGGGGUGGCGCUCAGGGUCCACCGGGGGAAGGCGUCGCGGGAGGAGGAGGGGCAGGAGGAGGAGGGGGGGGGCCGGGGGGCGUCGGUGGCGUCCUCCCUGGUGAAGCUGCUGAGAUUCUCGCGGGAGAAGAAGGCGGCCAAGACGCUGGGUAUCGUGGUGGGGUGCUUUGUCCUCUGCUGGUUGCCCUUCUUCCUGGUUCUACCCAUCGGCUCUAUCUUCCCAGACUACAGACCGUCUGACACCAUCUUUAAGAUCACCUUCUGGCUGGGUUACCUCAACAGCUGUAUCAACCCCAUAAUAUACCCCUGCUUCAGCCAGGAGUUCAAGAAGGCCUUCCAAAACGUUCUCCGCGGUCGCUGCCUCCGCAGAGCGGGCGGGGGCCCCUCCCACACCUCCAGCCCCACCUGCCUGCCCUGCUGUUGGAGGGCCCCCUCCGGCUCCUCUGGUUCCUCCGGUUCCUCUGCCCAGCCUCGUUCCCAAAGCGCCCGCGUCCACAGCAAGAGCCUACUGAAGGCGUGGUGCUUCGCGGCGGGGGAACGUUCCGGUUCUUCCCCGGAGAACCCACGCCCAGACCCAUCUGUGUCCGGGGCUCAAACCAAGGUUCACCUGCUGUCACUGGGAGGCGAGGCGGAGGCGGGGUCCAACACGGACGUAUGGCUCUGA
Hypomesus transpacificus is the source of this 1658-nucleotide messenger RNA. RefSeq names its product adrenoceptor alpha 1Ab (gene adra1ab). The record is from RefSeq and is a predicted model, not a curated record. Gene Ontology annotation, cellular component: membrane. Gene Ontology annotation, molecular function: alpha1-adrenergic receptor activity. NCBI's taxonomy places the organism in Eukaryota, Metazoa, Chordata, Actinopteri, Osmeriformes, Osmeridae. Gene Ontology annotation, biological process: positive regulation of cytosolic calcium ion concentration; phospholipase C-activating G protein-coupled receptor signaling pathway; adenylate cyclase-activating adrenergic receptor signaling pathway.